Molecule: messenger RNA, 2190 nt
Organism: Fonsecaea pedrosoi CBS 271.37
Lineage: Eukaryota; Fungi; Ascomycota; Eurotiomycetes; Chaetothyriales; Herpotrichiellaceae
Exons: 2
Coding region: 1-2190 (729 amino acids)
Source: RefSeq, a predicted model, not a curated record
AUGACGCCAACAGACGUCCGAACGAUGAUCAAGAAUUAUCCGUGGAGUCCCGGUUCUGGAAUCACCCUAUUAUUGAGUCUCGAUUUCGGGACCGUGCACUCCACCGCUGCGGUUCAGAUCGUGCUGGAGUCCUGCGGUUCGGUAUCGGGAAACGUCAAGUUCGAGGAAGGACUCUUUGUCGGCACGCGACAGCGGCAGAGUUACCGCGUGCCCUCAAAGGUAGCCAUUACAUCCCGGUGUGCCAGAGCACUUGGCAAGCCGAAACGGUGUGUGUUGAUAUUCGGUCACGACGUCGAUAAGGCCCUGGAGGACGGCUGCAUCACCAAUGAAAAUGUGUUCGAUCUGUUGAAAUUGUUCCUGUUCCCCGAAUAUGCCAGCGACGACAGCGCAGCUGCCGGCGAUCGACUGAUGAAACUGACCAGAGCAAAGCACGAUGCUCUGAUCGAGAAAAUUGCGAGGGUUCAUGGUGGGAAGGUCUUGUAUAGGGAUCGCCUGGAUGAACCUGAGUGGGAAGUCCGUGACAUGGGAGAUGUCGUUGUUGCUUACCUACAUUUCAUUUGGCACAACACUCUGUUAGAGGUUGCUCACAAGUACAACAUCGACACCGACAACCCGAACCCCGAGUUCGAGAACCUCUGCCAGAUCUUUGCAAACAAGAUGCACGUCGCAGUAUCUGUGCCCACCGUGUGGCAACGGGAGACGCAAGAGCAUUUCUUGAACCUCUUGGGUCGCGCCGGAUUCCCCGGCUCGACCGCGGUCGUCUCGGAAGCAGUCUCUGCGGCCAUAGGCCACCUCAACAUGAUAUCGGAUUUCGAAAGCCACACAAGCGAGUCAGAGAACAUGAUUGUUGCAGAUAUUGGUGGAGCGACGCUAGGUGUGGCUGGAGUCAGGAAGUACUUUCGAGAUGGUCUGGCCCGGUUUGGGGAAAUCGUGCCUGAAAAGGGCGCGAUCAACGGUUCUCUCCUGGUCAAUCAAGCGAUUAAGAAAUACCUCGACGACAAAACGAAUCGCCAAACCUUGAAGACUGUCCUCAAGCACCUCCACUGGAAGGAGGACGAAUGGUCCCAGCACAUCAAAGAUGGCAUCGAGGAAGCAAAAAGACUCUUCAAGAACACUGAUUCAACGUGCUUGAUACCGUUGCCGGGUUUGGGGCGGGUACGUGAUUUAGAGCCUCAGAUUUGCCGCAGUCUGCUUCCAGGUUCGCAACUCACAGUCAACGGGUUGAUCAUCGGCAACGACGUGCUGACAAAAAUUCAUGACGAGUGGCUGAAGGAAAUCGUCGACGUUAUCAGAGAAUGCCAGAACGAUUUCCAACAGCGCUGUCCAAAACAACCGCUCCCUGCUCUCAAGCUGUGUGGAUGGGGUUCUUUGCCACGUCAUGUCUUGCAGAAGUGCACAGACGUCUUCCAAGGGGUCCCGGUCACUCUUUUGGAAGAUCAGGUUACUCCUAUCGUCGCGAACGGAAAUUUGGUGACAUUGCUUCGCGCAGACCUGUUCUUCGAAGUACCGGCUUGCCGCAGCUAUGGCAUCAGACACGACAUACCUUGGCAAGACGUCGAUGAGGCCCAUCAACGAAGGUCGGAGUUAGAAGAGGCACGGACGGAUGAUGGGGAUUACCUCCUCGACCGUGCUCUGUGGGUCGUGGAAAAGGGUCAAAGCCUCAUCCAUCCGACAAAAACAUUCACUGUGCAGAGUAAGAAACGCUUGUCGGCACCCAACAUGAAACGGGCGUUUCCAUUCGAAUGGAAAAUUGACAUCGUUGCGAGCGAUUCGCUUCAAGUCGGCUCUACCGACAAAUAUGUGAGCGUCUCACAAGCACUUGCAGCCAACACAAUUCAGAUUGUUGGAAGACACUCAAUGAAAAUCCAGCAACAAGACUGCAAGAUCAAAGCCAUUCGCUGGGACCCUGCUUUGCAAGAACCGGCGUAUAUCGAGUUCGAAUUUCGAGUGAGGGUGGACUGCAGCACGAUACGCCCACAUAUUCACAUCUCGAUACCUAAGAGCAACGGGAUAUUCAGAGAGAAGUUGGCAGCCACAGGCAAGGGAAAGAGCGAGCCCUGCCACAGAAUUUCAGCUUCUCUGGGGUCUUUCCUUGCCCACACCACGUUUCACGACAAUGAAAAAGCUCGGCUUGAUGUUGAUGGAGAACUAAGCGAGCAGGACAAAGAAGCAAGAAUGGAUACAGAUUGA